Drosophila kikkawai is the source of this 1473-nucleotide messenger RNA. Its product is annotated as probable serine hydrolase. Lineage: Eukaryota; Metazoa; Arthropoda; Insecta; Diptera; Drosophilidae. The record is from RefSeq and is a predicted model, not a curated record.
UGCGCUGAAUGGAAGUGAAAUCAAUGUAUUUAGUUAUUAAUUUGAGUUUUAUGUGAAAAUAAAUAAAAAACUUUGUAAUUUAAAUACUACUAAGAACAUCGAAGGCUUAGAAAUAAAGAUCAAGUCCAAGGAGUACUCAAAACAAUUAUAAAAACUGAAUAACACAUGUGGCUUCUAUAUUAUCUCGCUCUCAUAUUUGUUUGUUAUCGUUGAAAGCUUUUUAAUUAAGAGAGCGGGACUCUCUUUGGUUGAUCUCUUCAGAUCUCCUUAUGUUUGCAUUUAUCAAUAAAGCAAAGAAAGCCAAGAGCAUGAAUUAGUGAAAGAAUAACUCUUGAGAAGGAAGGAACCCACUAAAGUUCCUGGAGACUGGAAUUUGUUGUUCCCAAAAUAAGUAAAUAUCUGUCACAAUCUAGAAGGAAUGGGAACUUUAUCACUGAGCGAUUUUGAGCAAGUCAAGAUUCCUGUACCCUGGGGUCACAUCUCGGGCCGUUGGGCCGUUCCAACUGUGAUGAAAGAGUACGGAUGGACGAAGGUCUCCCUGAUCGGUCACUCCUUGGGUGGCUUUCUAUGCUUCCUCUAUGCAUCCCUUGCCCCUCAUACCGUGGACAUGAUAAUUUCCCUGGAUAUUUUGCUGCCUUUGAGGAAUAAUAUCGAAUACAUGGCACUGAGUAUUGAGAAGCAGCUGGUGGAAGUCGAACGUCAGAAGGAGGGAAAUUAUAGUGAACCGCCUUCAUACACCACCGCGGAGCUGGAAAAAGUCCUGGCCAAGGGAAGCUAUAACUCUGUGUUCCCUGAGCUGGCCAAGCACUUGCUCCACCGCCAGCUGACCAAGUCGAAACAGUAUCCUGAGAGAUUCUACUUUUCCAGGGACGCUCGCGUGAAAAACUAUCACUACAUGGACAUUGAUCAAGGUCUAGGAAGGGAGAUGGCGAGGCAACUGAAAAAAAAACCCUUUCUCAUUAUCAAGGGUUCACGGUCACCAUUUUUGACGCUCAGGAGUAACGAGGCAAUCUGUAUUAUGGCCAAGGACAAUCCGCAUUUCGAGCUCCACGAGGUGGAAGGCGGCACCCAUCAUUUGCAUCUUCAUGCAGCCGAGGAGUGCGCCCGGUAUAUAGUGCCUUUCAUCCAGCAUCAUCGACCUCCAGCCCUCACUUCCUGGGGACUUACUGGAAAGGAAGAUCAACUUGCCGCCAAGGAAUACAAAAGUCAACAAAGGCGGCUCUUUAGUUGGGGCAAGAAAAAGCGCAGCAAAUUGUGAAAUACCAAAAGUACAAAGUUCAAGUGAUUUAGAACAAUUGUUAAAGGAUUUUUAUUCAUCAUUGAUAAAUGAUUCAAGUGUGAAAAGUAUUUAAAAAUAUCAAUUAAGUGAACAUAAGCAAACACUUGAUCACUCCGAUAUAACAAUUUUUUGUUUUUACCAAAAACUAAACUCGUAUAAUGUUAUAAAUAUUUAGAAAUACAAAUUGUAAAUAA